Messenger RNA from Meloidogyne enterolobii, 1059 nucleotides. NCBI's taxonomy places the organism in Eukaryota, Metazoa, Nematoda, Chromadorea, Rhabditida, Meloidogynidae. The record is from the annotation of a GenBank genome assembly.
AUGGAGGAUUUAUCCCCAACAAAUUCGCAUCUUUUAAGAACUACCUUUAGAGAUGCUGAAAAUAGUUUCACAAAAGCUUCAACAUUUCAUUCUAACCUACCUUCCCCCGAAUGGUUUGAAACUUUGGAGAAUGAAUUUGACAAAGCUUUUGUUGAUUUGGAUGUGCUGAUUGGGGAAGUUGAACAGGAAAAUCAGUCCGAAUUAAUUUUUGAAUGCCGUAGGCGUUUAACGCUUAUUAGUGGUGUGUUUGCCAAAUUUGCUCAAAAAGUUCAAGUUAUUUGCCAACAAAAUUACGACUUUAAGAAAGACCUUCAAAAUUCCAACAAUAAAUUAAUUGGAGUAUUAGCCACAAAUUCCUUAUUAGAAGAACAGUCAGAACAACUUCUUUUGCGUGUUCAUUCACUUUCAUGUCAACUUUACUCAAAAACAGCUCCACACGAAUCAGAAAUUAUUAGAAAGAAAUUGGAUAAAGAAAUGAGAAUGUUUAACACAAAAAAUUUACCAAUUACAAAAUCACAGGCUGAAAUUUCUUUAUUAAAAGAAGAAAAUCUUAAAUUAAAAAGUCUUCUAAAUUCGGUUCAUUCCGAAAUUUAUGGAGCUCGUUUAGCUGCAAAAUAUUUGGAUAAAGAAUUAGCUGGACGGAUUCAGCAAAUUCAAUUGCUUGGUCGCAAUAUGAGAGGAGCUCAGCAUGAUCGUCUUUGGAAUCAAUUAGAAGCUGAGAUUCAUCUUAAUAGACACAAGACAAAUCCCAAAGCCUCUCCUUCCGUCUAUUUUGACAAAAGGGGCGUCGGAAAGACUCGACGCAUUCAUCUCCAUUUGGAAGAUAACGAAGGCCUGGGUAUUUCUAUUACGGGAGGAAAAGAGCAUGGAGUCCCUAUUAUUAUUUCUGAAUUACAUUCUGGGCAAGCUGCAGAAUCAAGUGGAAAUUUGUUUGUUGGAGAUGCUUUACUUUCUGUUAAUGGAAAAAGUCUUAAUAAUUUGAAGCAUUCACAAGCUGUGAAAAUUUUAAAUAAAGAGGUGAUUUUGAAAGUUAAACGUUUAUCAGGCCGACUUUACUGA